UUGAGUCCUUUUUCUUUCCUAGAACGUUAUGUUUUGGAAAACUCCUGAUAUAGUGACAUCAUAUUUAUAAUUAUGAGCAUUUAAUGAGAAAGUAGCAUUAUUUGAGUAGGUAGCUGGGAAGGGCCUGAUUUUUGACACAAGGCCAAGGAUACUGUCACCUCACUGGAGUAUAACAGAUUUUUUUUUAGCUACAGGCAAAACACAUUUUCUUUCCCAGGGCAGUUGAGUUAGAAGAUUUGCCUCCCUUGCUUACUAAGAGAGGAAAUACUUCUUCCUCUACUCAGGGCAGCUGCAACCAGUUCUCCCAGAGAAAUCAUUAAACCUGAAAGAUCCCGAGCACGGAGCCCAGAAGACGUGGCUGCCCGCCGCCAACCAGCCUCCCAGCUUCCCCACUGAUCCAGCACAGGCACCUUUCAGGGUGUCAUUCAAAAGUCAAAGAAAAGCUGUUUGAGGUGGCCAGAAAGUGUGCACAGAUGAAGUGACUGGAAAACCCCCUCCCUUUCAAUCUGGAGUUGGAGGUUAUAUUCAAACACCACGACAGCUUGGCUCCUCACACAACAUUAACAGGAUCAUCAUGGAAGUCUCACAGGAAAUGCUAUUCGAGGAGUUGGACAACUAUUCCUAUGCCGUAGAGUAUUACUCCCAGGAGUCUGACCCGGAGGAGGAGGUAUAUCUGGGACUCGUUCACUGGAUCUCCCUGCUCUUGUACGCCAUAGCGUUCUUUCUGGGAAUCCCAGGAAAUGCCGUCGUCAUUUGGUUCAUGGGAUUCAAAUGGAAGAAGACAGUCACCACUAUUUGGUUCCUCAAUCUGGCCAUUGCCGACUUCACCUUUGUUCUCUUCCUGCCACUGUACAUUUCCUAUGUGGCCUUGAGUUUCCACUGGCCCUUUGGCCUGUGGCUCUGCAAGGUUAAUUCCUUCAUCGCCCAACUGAACAUGUUUUCCAGUGUUUUCUUCUUGACAGUGAUUAGCCUGGACCGCUACAUCCACUUGCUCCAUCCUGGCUUGUCUCAUCGGCACCGGACUCUAAAGAGCUCACUGGUUGUUGUUAUAUUUAUCUGGCUGUUGGCUUCUCUGCUUGGAGGUCCAACCUUGUACUUCCGGGACACCAUGAAGAUCAACAACCACAUUAUUUGUUAUAACAAUUUCCAGGAGCAUGAGCUCACCUUGAUGAGACACCACGUUCUGACCUGGGUGAAGUUCCUGUUUGGUUACCUCUUCCCUUUGCUGACAAUGAGCUUCUGCUACUUGUGCCUCAUCUUCAAGAUGAAGAAGCGAAACAUUCUGAUAUCCAGUAAGCAUCUCUGGAUGAUCCUGUCUGUGGUCAUUGCCUUCAUGGUUUGCUGGACUCCCUAUCACCUGUUUAGCAUUUGGGAACUUAGCAUUCAUCACAACAGCUCUUUCCAGAACGUGCUGCAGGGUGGAAUCCCUCUCUCUACUGGCUUGGCCUUCCUUAAUAGCUGCUUGAACCCCAUCCUUUACGUCCUAAUAAGCAAGAAGUUCCAAGCUCGCUUCAGGGCCUCUGUUACUGAGGUCCUAAAGCGCUCGCUGUGGGAAGCCAGCUGCUCUGGUACAGUCAGCGAACAACUCAGGAGCCCUGAAACCAAGAGACUGUCUCUCCUAGAAACUGCCCAAUGAGUAUUGUGUUCCCAGAAACUCUGCUGAGCUUUCACAUGAGCCUCAUAACAAAUCUUUUCAGAUUAGGUUUUGUUCUGAUCUAAACUGACUAUGUUUUUGUUCAGUUAUAUUUUUACUUUGGUAUAAAAGGUAGGAUUUCUUCCUUGCAAUUUAAAUCAUGUAUCUCUCUGGCUGCCCUCUGGUGGCGGAUCUGGUACUGACAGCCUAAAAGUUUCUCCCACCGUUUUAGCCUGCGUCUAUUAAUGUACUGUCAUGUAUGUAUCAAAAUAAGUCAUUUUUAUAAUGUAGACCACAUUAUAUUAAUUAUCUCUAU
This is a messenger RNA of Mastomys coucha (southern multimammate mouse), 1949 nucleotides long. It is a transcript of the gene Cmklr2, whose product is annotated as G protein-coupled receptor 1. The transcript has 3 exons. Lineage: Eukaryota; Metazoa; Chordata; Mammalia; Rodentia; Muridae. Bases 575 to 1636 code for a protein of 353 amino acids. Gene Ontology annotation, cellular component: plasma membrane. Gene Ontology annotation, biological process: phospholipase C-activating G protein-coupled receptor signaling pathway; complement receptor mediated signaling pathway; positive regulation of cytosolic calcium ion concentration. The record is from RefSeq and is a predicted model, not a curated record. Gene Ontology annotation, molecular function: complement receptor activity; G protein-coupled receptor activity.